AGGCUGCUCGCCCGCUGCCUGUGUGUGGGCUAGGCUUGCUGCGGGCUCCCAGCUUGGCCGCACUUGGUGGGUAGUUGAGUCCACGGGGCUUUUGUGCGGGGUCUGGCCUGGCUUUUGUGUCCGCCACUCGCAGCUCUGCCCCGUGGCGUUCCUCCUGGACGGCCGCCCCUGAGGAUCGGAGGCGUCAGCGCGGCCCCGGCCAGGGGAACGAGAGCGGCGGCGCUGUUGACGGUUUUGCGGGGCUGCGGAGUCGCCGAUCCCGAGAUGCCGGAGUUCCUGGAAGACCCCUCGGUCCUGACCAAAGACAAGUUGAAGAGUGAGUUGGUCGCCAACAAUGUGACGCUCCCGGCCGGGGAGCAGCGCAAAGACGUGUACGUGCAGCUCUACCUGCAGCAUCUGACGACGCGCAACCGGCCGUCGCUCUCCGCCGGCGUCAACAGCAAAGGGCCCCCGGACUUCUCCAGCGACGAGGAGCGCGAGCCCACGCCGGUGCUCGGCGCCGGGACCGCCGCGGGCCGCGGCCGCGCCGCCGUCGGCAGGAAAGCUACAAAGAAAACUGAUAAACCCAGACUAGAAGAUAAAGAUGAUCUUGAUGUAACAGAGCUCUCUAAUGAAGACCUUCUGGAUCAGCUUGUGAAAUAUGGAGUGAAUCCUGGUCCUAUUGUGGGAACAACCAGGAAGCUAUAUGAGAAAAAGCUGUUAAAACUGAGGGAACAAGGAACGGAAUCAAGAUCUUCUACCCCUCUACCAACAAUUUCUUCUUCAGCAGAAAAUACAAGGCAAAAUGGAAGUAAUGACUCUGACAGAUACAGUGACAAUGAAGAAGACUCUAAAAUAGAACUCAAGCUUGAGAAGAGAGAACCACUAAAGGGCAGAGCAAAGACUCCAGUAACACUCAAGCAAAGAAGAAUUGAGCACAAUCAGAGCUAUUCUCAAGCUGGAAUAACUGAGACUGAAUGGACAAGUGGAUCUUCAAAAGGCGGACCUCUACAGGCAUUAACUAGGGAAUCUACAAGAGGGUCGAGACGAACUCCAAGGAAAAGGGUGGAAACUUCACAACAUUUUCGUAUAGAUGGUGCAGUAAUUUCAGAGAGUACUCCUAUAGCUGAAACUAUAAUGGCUUCAAGCAACGAAUCCUUAGUUGUCAAUAGGGUGACUGGAAAUUUCAAGCAUGCAGCUCCUAUUCUGCCAAUCACUGAAUUCUCAGACAUACCCAGAAGAACACCAAAGAAACCAUUGACAAGAGCUGAAGUGGGAGAAAAAACAGAGGAAAGAAGAGUAGAAAGGGAUAUCCUUAAGGAAAUGUUCCCUUAUGAAGCAUCUACACCUACAGGAAUUAGUGCAAGUUGCCGCAGGCCCAUCAAAGGGGCUGCAGGCCGGCCAUUGGAACUUGGUGAUUUCAGGAUGGAGGAAUCUUUCUCGUCUAAAUAUGUUCCUAAGUAUGUUCCCUUGGCAGAUGUCAUUAAAAAGACAAAAAAGGGACGACGCUCAAUUCCUAUGUGGAUAAAAAUUUUGCUGUUGAUAGUUGUGGCAGUUUUUUUGUUUUUGGUCUAUCAAGCUAUGGAAACCAACCAAGGAAAUCCCUUCUCUAAGUUUCUUCAGGAUGACCCUAAACCAUCCAUCUGAAUGGUAUCACUUUGGCACAUUGAACUUGUUCUCCUGUUUUUAAUAACUGUAGAGAAACAUUUGUGUAUACUUACUGACUGAAGAACUAAAAAUAAUGUGAUUUCACCUCAAUAAAUUUAAUAUUCCAUUAAAGC
Castor canadensis (American beaver) is the source of this 1760-nucleotide messenger RNA. It is a transcript of the gene Tmpo, whose product is annotated as thymopoietin. NCBI's taxonomy places the organism in Eukaryota, Metazoa, Chordata, Mammalia, Rodentia, Castoridae. The record is from RefSeq and is a predicted model, not a curated record. Gene Ontology annotation, molecular function: DNA binding.